CAAGGCCAACUUUGCGUCAGGGCUUCUUGUAGUUUUCUUUAACGCAGGACGUUGGCCUUUCUUACAAAGCACAACGAUGGUCUCUGAUGCAGUUGCCAACCUGGCGUCCCUCCUUCCCUCUGCCGCUGUGCUCACUCUCUAUCAUGUAUACCUUGUCCGGUGCGUCAAAAGAACUCCCGGUCGAACAGUGUACGGGCUAACAAGUUCGGCGAGGAGAGUGUGGGUCGCUGCUAUUAUGUACCGCAAGAACGAGAUUUUGGCUGUACAGAGUCUUCGAAAUUGGGUUAUGGCGUCUUCGUUUCUUGCAACAACGGCCGUUCUUAUCAUAACGACUAGUAUGGCUCUCCUUGGUUCUCUCGCGGUGAACUGGACGCCGACGACGCUUGCAUCACCCGUAUCAUAUACGCUCGGCUUUGUCCUUGACAGCUGGUUUGGAUACAGGUUUGCGGCGGUCUUGGCGGCGAUGAUGUUGGCCUUCUUCUGCUUUAUGCAGAGUGUAAGAUUCUUCAAUCAUGCUGCACUUGUUUGCAACGUCAAUAUAACGCCUGACGAGCUCUCAACAUUCCUAGAGCCAGCAAACAUUGCCAAGAAAGAAAAAGAAGAGGAUAUGACACUCGAAACGUACAACUACCUCCGCAGCAAUCCCACGCAUGUGGCAGCAAUCCUCAAUCGAGGGUGCUUCUACUACACUGUUGGAAUGCGGUGCUAUUAUGUUUCUUUUCCACUCCUUGCUUGGUUCUGGGGUCCCAUACCUCUAGCUGUUUGCACAGGGCUGUUAGUCAUUGUGUUGCGGCUGAUUGAUUUCCAUGUCGCGGAAUUUAGUGGGGAUCAAGAAAGCGAGAGGGAAGGUGCACGAUGGAAGAGGUAUUUUGGGCUCCGUGGAGUAAAGGAUGCAAAAGGGAGGAGACAAGAAAACAGGAGUGAAGACUCUGUGGCAGAAAUGGUUAUGCGCACGACACAUAGUCCAGAAGAGUUGUGCUAGAGGGAUCUGGGACAGACAAUCCGCAUUUUGAAAAACAUUGAUAGUGACGAAUCAGAACAGACAUUUAUAUUGUAUACAGAGUAACAAUUUACAGAAAGAAUAGAUAAUAUAAGCAGCUUCAGAG
Spizellomyces punctatus DAOM BR117 is the source of this 1106-nucleotide messenger RNA. RefSeq lists its product as uncharacterized. The record is from RefSeq and is a predicted model, not a curated record. Bases 77 to 982 code for a protein of 301 amino acids. The transcript has 3 exons. Lineage: Eukaryota; Fungi; Chytridiomycota; Chytridiomycetes; Spizellomycetales; Spizellomycetaceae.